Molecule: messenger RNA, 2151 nt
Organism: Tremella mesenterica DSM 1558
Lineage: Eukaryota; Fungi; Basidiomycota; Tremellomycetes; Tremellales; Tremellaceae
Exons: 5
Coding region: 1-2151 (716 amino acids)
Source: RefSeq, a predicted model, not a curated record
AUGAUUGAUCUUGAUUUGACUUUUUUGAUAGAGCGUAGUACAUCAUUAUCUUUCGUCAUACCCCUUAUCCUACUCCUUAUCACCCAUUCUGUCCCUCGUCACCUCACCUCUCUACAAACGAAAAACAUUCCGAGUCCAGCAUCGAUCUCUUUGAUGAUAUGUACGAUCAUCCGAGCACUUUUACCGAUAUUAGAUACUCAAACUCAUUUCGCCAUUGUGCAAGAACUUGGAAGAGCUUCUUUAUUUUGUCGAGUUGAUGCUGUUUUAGAAGCGUUUUUUAGUACGGCUUUGAUAGCUCAUCUACCUGUUGUCAUAUACACUUACAAUCACUCUUUCCCCACUUCGACCAAUCCCAAUCCAUCUUCACCUCGUUUAUACCUCCUCCUAAUCCCUUGGGUGUACGCACUUAUACCUACCACACCUCUUCUUAUCGACACUCUACUCCAUCCCUCCCUCCACGUUUGGUGGGGAUAUUACUGUCAUUCUCCUUCUUCAUGGUGGCGAUUCAUAAUCGGAUGGUCAGCUACUUGGUGGCCUAGAGCAGUGGAAGUUGUUUCUGCUCCUUUGGUUUUCAUAGCUUAUGGGAGUAAUUCGGAAAUUUGGAUGACUUGGUGGGCCUGGAUCAGAUUCAGACAUCCUCAAACACCAGCCUCUACCUCUACUUCUCCUUCAACACCUUCUACACCUUCAUAUCCGGAGAUGUCAACGGAUACAUGGGAUCCAGAGGUUAUCUCUAAGAUUUCAGACGGACAAUGGAGAAGAUCAACUAGAAAAAGUAUCAUGCGUCAAGAAGAACAACCAAGAAAAUAUACGAACCCAAAAUCCAAACGUAUCACAAUUCAGGAUGAACCAACAAAAUCUAAACGUGUAAAAAGGAAAGAUAACACUAAAUCAAAUUUAAACAGAUCAAGUAGUUUCUUUUCCGGUCCUCCGAUUCUUAUCCCACAAACAGGUUUAAAACCUUUCCAACCUCCUUUAUCUCAAGAUUCAAUAGGACCAGAACGAUUAUGGUUUGGAGAUUUUUUAGAUCAAAGGGAAUCAUCAAGAAGUUUGCACAUUCCACAAGAAUCAGUCUAUCCUAUGAAGAUGGACAACUUUUCUCAUUUCACACAAGAUGAUACGAAUGGGUUAAGAGAAAUGAGAAGGACCGGCACACCGAUGGUGAUAUCUUCUCAACAGAUACCUGAUCAGAAUAGACCUCAUGGAUAUAGACUCACUAUAAGAAAUUCGACACCUUCACCAUUACCUCCACCAACCAUCACUUUAACCAGUGAGAAUUCUCAAUCUUCUUCUUCACAAGGAGGGUCUCAGGAGGCGGGAGCGUUAAGAGGAUUGGGACGACUCGAUUCAGUGAAAAGGUCUGAACGAAAUGAUACAGUGGACAUGUCGGAUCAAUCUGGAAUUAAGAGAUUAAGAAUUGGAAGACAAUCUGGUCAGGAUGAUAAAUUGGAAGGAGAGAAUGAUGAACGAUUGAAUCCAAGCUAUUCUCCCCCAUUCACUUAUUCUCUCGCAUUGACAGAAUCCACAUCAAACACUUUCGGUCCUCCUCUUACAACGAACAUUACUUCAUCUGGUGAGAUACCAAUUAAUCAUCCGAGAAACCUCAUAUUGAACAGUGAUUCAAUCGUCAAUAUCCAACCGACUUAUCUCUCAGUGAACCCUGACACACUUGGCAACAACCCCAAUAAUCAGUCGAGAUCCCUCACUUCGACUCCGAAUGCUCAGAACUCGCAUCUAGACAUAUAUUCAAAACCACCAAAAUACCAAUUCCGACAAAGUGGUAUCAGUGUCAACGCAAGUAUCAUCAGUGAUCUUUCUCAAUAUUCACAAUCAUCUCUCGCUCCUGCAAAUAAGAUAUCUUCCAACUCCCACGAUGGAGAUCAAGCGAUUCCGGGAUCAUACACCAAGAACGAAACCACCUUAGAGCAAAAGACGGUGAUAUCCUCUAGGAAUGAUACUGAGGUGUUUGAAGAGAUAAGGAGGGAAGACGAUCAAGUCGGUGAAGAAUUGUUACCACCCCGAUAUGGGAAAUAUGAAGGAAGUGAGGUUUCUUAUGCUACAGGAGGGACUUUCGGCUUGAUACGUGGUACGUCGGGACGGGAUGAUGGAGGGAGGAGUACGAGUUUCAGGGAUAGAAGUGGGAGAUUCUGA